This is a messenger RNA of Spodoptera litura, 1086 nucleotides long. RefSeq lists its product as uncharacterized. The record is from RefSeq and is a predicted model, not a curated record. Lineage: Eukaryota; Metazoa; Arthropoda; Insecta; Lepidoptera; Noctuidae. Gene Ontology annotation, molecular function: RNA binding; zinc ion binding.
ACAUGGAGUGUGGGCGGCUUCUUUUGACCGUGCCGAAAGGCCGCCCACGGUUUGUUUUUGUUUUUCAAUUCGCCGGCAAAUCUUGUUGAAAGCAGACGUGUAUAAUUUUGUGGUUCUCUAUCUUCAAUAAAUUGUCCGAAAAUGUAUCCUACGAAGAGUACGUGCGAUUACAUGACUGAAAUAAACCGUUUAUUCCCUCGACCGACUGAAAAUGUUCCAGAUCAUUACCGGUCUCCAAGUGCACUGCCAAACAUGACAAUAAGUUCACCAUUCAGACAAUCUACACCAGUGAACCGUUCAUCAAGCUCAGCAGACUCUCUAUCUCCAGACUCCUUCCCAGACCUGUCUCACCGCUCAGAUUUGGACAGACAAUCCUUUGAGACCCCAUUUGUAGUCAGACGUCAACGUCCGAUCAUAGGACGAAGGAUUUUUGACAAUACAGAGCCACCUACACUUGCACCACCUACUUUAAAACCUCUUGAACAUGAUAUUGAGUUCCCUAAUUCAAUUUGGCAGCCAGAUGAACACAAUUUAUUCCCACCUACACCUCCAAGCAUCAAAAUUGAACAAAAGAACUACACACAGAACAUAUUCUAUGAAUUGUUCCCCACUGAAAAGAAAGGAUUUGAAUUCAAGCCUCCGGUCAAACUAUCUCCGGUAUCAAACUACACUCCAUCACCAAAUUAUUCACCGACCACACCAACUACAAAAUUGCCACCAAGAAUGCCAACUUCACCGUUCAGGGUGCCAAGCAGACCGAACUAUGGCCCAAGUUCUUCAAGACAUCAGGAUUCGAAGUCGGAUAAAAUGUGCACAUUUUGUAGGAAGAAUGGAGAAACUCCGAUAGUGUAUAUGACCCAUUGUGUGAGGGAGAAUGUUGGCAACCAGAGCAUUGUGACCUGUCCUAUUUUGAGGUCACAUGUCUGUUCCACAUGUGGAGCUUCUGGCGAUAAUGCUCAUACUAUCACAUACUGCCCGGUACUCCGUAGCAGCAACAAUGGCAGACCGCUGCAGUCCACCACCAUCACACUGAAAAACACCAGGAUAAAAAGCAAUGGUAGGAGACGGUUUUAAUUAUAUUUUCUU